This is a messenger RNA of Exophiala spinifera, 1221 nucleotides long. Its product is annotated as 18S rRNA biogenesis protein RCL1. The transcript has a single exon. Gene Ontology annotation, cellular component: nucleolus. The coding region runs from base 1 to 1221 and encodes 406 amino acids. Gene Ontology annotation, biological process: ribosome biogenesis; endonucleolytic cleavage of tricistronic rRNA transcript (SSU-rRNA, 5.8S rRNA, LSU-rRNA). Lineage: Eukaryota; Fungi; Ascomycota; Eurotiomycetes; Chaetothyriales; Herpotrichiellaceae. Gene Ontology annotation, molecular function: RNA endonuclease activity. The record is from RefSeq and is a predicted model, not a curated record.
AUGUCGACAUCUCAGCCCCCUCUACGUCUAUCCUCUCACAACUCCUUGACCUCUCGCCUUGUCCUGUCCACCCUUCUCGGUCGCGCCAUUCGCAUCGACCAAAUACGCCCCGACUCUCCUACCAACCCGGGUCUUGCUCCUCAUGAAAUAUCGUUCCUUCGCCUCCUCGAAGCAGUGACAAAUGGCUCCCACAUGGAAAUAUCCUACACGGGCACAGUACUCCUCUAUCGGCCCGGCCUCAUUACCGGUUCUGCCAGUGGGAGUGGCGCGUCGAGCUCUGGAGUAAUACGGCAUGAGAUUGCCGCGAACAACACUCGGGGACUCAGUUACUUUCUCAUCCCUAUAUGUUUGCUGGCGCCGUUCAGUAAGACCAAAUUCAACAUACUGUUCACGGGGCAAGGCGUGAUCACGAGCGCCACGGAGAAAUGGGGCGACAUGUCAGUGGACAGCGUGAGGACUGCGAUUCUGCCCAUCUACGAAAAAUUCGGAAUAGAACGGGAUAUCGAACUGCGAAUACUGAAGAGAAGCAACCCUGGUCCACGAGGUGUUGGAGGCGUGGGCGAGGUGCAGUUGUUGUUUGGGCAUCAGGUCCGCUUGCCGAAGACACUGCACUUCAUGAACCCGGGACGCGUAAAGAGGAUUCGGGGCGUGGCUUACAGUACCGGCGUGAGUGGGAACAACAAUGCGCGAAUGAUCGAAACUGCCAGGGGAGUCCUGAAUCAGUUUGUGCCCGAUAUUUACAUCUUCAGCGAUGUGGGCAGUGCGCAGCUGAUCACUGUUCAAGAGCGUGGCAGCCAAGGAACCACGAAAAGGAAAGUCGGCCUUGGGUUCGGACUGAGUCUGGUCGCGGAGAGCACGACGGGGGCGCUUUAUAGCGCAGAUGCUGUUUGUCCGCCAGAGGGUGGUAAGCCGGCAGAAGACAUUGGACGGAUGGCGGCUUUUGAGUUGCUCGAGAGCAUUGAGAAGGGUGGCUGCGUGAGCGGCGAGGCGGUCGAGACAGUGGUCACGUUGAUGGCCAUGGGAAGCGAAGACGUUGGACGAGUCUGUCUCGGGAGGGAUGUAUUGGCGAAUGAGAGGACUGUUCAGUUGGCAAGGGAUCUGAACGCGUUUGGAGCAGCAGGAUGGGGAAUCAAGGAUGCAGACGGUGAAAAGGCAGAGGGGUUGUUGCAGGUCAGCAUCGUGGGGAGAGGAGUCGGCAAUGUGGGCAGGAAGAUUGGUUGA